This is a messenger RNA of Polyodon spathula (Mississippi paddlefish), 2363 nucleotides long. Its product is annotated as zinc finger protein 239-like. The transcript is spliced from 2 exons. Gene Ontology annotation, biological process: regulation of transcription by RNA polymerase II; central nervous system development. Gene Ontology annotation, cellular component: nucleus. NCBI's taxonomy places the organism in Eukaryota, Metazoa, Chordata, Actinopteri, Acipenseriformes, Polyodontidae. Bases 64 to 861 code for a protein of 265 amino acids. Gene Ontology annotation, molecular function: RNA polymerase II cis-regulatory region sequence-specific DNA binding; DNA-binding transcription factor activity, RNA polymerase II-specific. The record is from RefSeq and is a predicted model, not a curated record.
AGUAAGUAAGCGUUCUAAUUUUGUACAAUUUUCUUUCACACAGAUCCCAAAGAGAGCCAUGCUAUGUCUAAAUCUGAAGCACAGGAGGGGCCAAGGAUGGAAGCAGUUUACAAACAAGAGCAGUCCUUUGACCAGGAGUGGUGUGCAAGUUUAAAGCAAGUUACAGAGCUGACAUUUGAUAAAAAUGAAGAGGUCCCUCGACUGCAAUGUGUUCCUUUUAAAGAGGAAUUCAUAGAACAGGAAUGUGUCCCCAUCGCAGAGGAAGCUCCUAUUGAAAAUAAUGUCUGUACACUUGAGGAGAACAACCAGCUGGGAUCCAGCCUGUGUGAUGAUCGUCCACCUGAAUGUGAACUGGAAUUUGGAGGAAAUCUCACAGGAGGGACUCCAUUUCCCUGUCAUUCAUCACACCUUAAAAUCAACAAGCGCGUUGUCAAAGGAGAGAAACCUUAUCACUGCAUUGAGUGUGGGAAGAGUUUCACGAAGUUACAAAAUCUUAAAAGACACCAGCAUGUUCACACAGGAGAGAAACCUUAUCACUGCCCUGAGUGUGGGACGAGAUUCAGUCGUUUAUCAAACCUUAAAAGACAUCUGCGCAGUCACACAGGAGAGAAACCUUAUUACUGCACUGAGUGUGGGAAGAGGUUCACGCGAUUAGGAAGUCUUCAGUCACAUCAGCGCAGUCACACAGGAGAGAAACCUUAUCACUGCACUGAGUGUGGGAGAGGUUUCACGCGAUUAGGAAGUCUUCAGUCACAUCAGUGUUUUCACACAGGAGAGAAACCUUAUGACUGGGCUCAAUGUGGGAAGAGUUUGACAUAUUUAAGUUCCAUGAAAAUCAACCAGCGGACUCACAACAAAUAAAUCUUAUCAAUAUAAUGAAUGAAGAGUUUCAGUCACUUAUCAGACCUUAGAAGGCAUCGUACAAUUCAAACGAGAGUGAAGCCCUACCCCUGCACUAAAUGUUGGAAGAAGUUCAGUCAGUUACUGGGACUUGAUGGACAAGAGAAUUCACCAGAAUUUCAGCCACUUGAGGACCUAAACACUCGGACUAAAUUUGACUAAUACAGGAAUAUGUAUUGAAAGGAAAAGAAUAAACAUUCUUGAUAAAUGGUGUUACUCCUGUCAUUUAAGCUAAGAACUCAAAGACGGAAAGUUGAACUACUACAUCUUGUCUGGACCAUUCAUUAUCUUGUUGACCAUUGUGAUUUUGUUAAGUCACAUUAUAAUCUAUCAAAUAGAUUGUAAUUGUGUCUGCAAGAUGUUGUCUCCUGGUUUGAACGUUAGGAUUAUUAUACUGUAUGUAACUCCCCGUUAGUGGCCAGCUCUUUCAAGUCAAUGCUAAGCUUUGGUCAAUUCUGAACUUCACACUUCAAACAGUUUUGUUGUUGACAGGCUCUGACUGCUAUAUAACACCACCCCCCAUAUACUUUUUCACAAUGGAAACCGAAAUACUGUUUUGUAUCAGUAACCUGACAAAAUGACAAAGGUGCAUACCUUGAAAAUGCUCUCUCUUGCGAUUUUAAUUCAAAUAAUGCAUUUUGUUUCACUUAUUUUAUGUUGGCUACAUCUAGGAGACACAAAGGGACACCAUCGUAAAUUGUUGUGUACAGCUGGCGCUGCCUAAUCGGGAUACUGAUAUUCGGGAAUUCUGCUUAAAUGGGAUGCAACUCUGGGAGAUGGUUCUUCCCAAUGCUAAUAAUGCCAUUUAAUUGGGAUACAGUAUUUUCAAACGAUGAACGGAGAUCGCUUUUCGGAGCAGUACAGGUCGCAUAGCACAGUGAGUACGUGCUUACGCUGGGACUUGAGUAAACCACGUUGAACUCUUGAAGGAGUCGCCUGUGGUUUCUCGGGCUGCAGUUGCAAAGGGUGUUGGCGCGUCAACAUCGCAGGUGCUAUUUAAUUUUGUUUAGGAAUAAAAAAAAAAAAAAACAUUGACUUGUAUUUCAAAUGAUGUAUUUGACAUGUAAUCACAAUGUGAUGUGACUUCAUUCUUUCUCUUUUCAUUAAGAAUCAAAAAAAGUGUGACCAAGGUCUUCUCUACUGCCUCUCGUUUAAUUGGGACAGCCAAUUACUACCUUUAUGGUAAGUUAGGCUACAGCAGUGUUGUAAUCGAGUCUUAACAAUUGGGAGUAGAGUGGGGGUAGAGUCGAGGCUUUGACAUGCCAAGCUCGAGUCGAGUCACCUAUCUGGCUCAAGUCAAUUCGAGUCUUUCGUUCUGACAGUUCAUUUUACAGGAGAUUAGCAAUCUACAAGUAAAAAAGAAAAGAACAUUUCAAUUAAAAAUACAAAAUUGAGAUGCACAAUAAUGUGGUCGUACUUGCUCCACUGAUGUUCACUAUUAAAGGUCCACGGUUUCUCCCUUG